UAUAUUAAACUCUUUAAUACAUCUAGUCCUUCUAUAUUGCUUCGUUUCAUAUUAUUAUUACUAUUUGUUUCGUGCAAAACAAAGGCUGUGUUGAAAUUGCCACCAAAUGUUUCAGUCCCAGCAGUGUUAGUGUUUGGAGAUUCGAUCAUGGAUACGGGCAACAACAACAACAACUUGCUAACAACUGCUCGGUGCAACUUCUCACCAUACGGUCAAGAUUUUGAAGGAGGGAUCCCAACUGGUCGAUUUGGAAACGGAAAGGUUCCAUCAGACCUUAUAGUUGAAGAAUUAGGCAUUAAGGAGCUUCUACCAGCAUAUUUGGAUCCAAAUCUUCAAUCUAGUGAUUUGGCCACUGGUGUGUGCUUUGCAUCAGGUGGGGCCGGAUACGAUCCUUUGACAUCACAAUUAGCGUCGGCUAUACCUUUAUCUGGUCAACUAGACAUGUUCAAAGAAUACAUAGGGAAGUUAAAAGGACUCGUUGGAGAGGACAGAACAAACUUCAUCUUAGCCAACAGUAUUUAUUUUGUGGUAUUAGGCAGCAAUGAUAUUUCCAACAGUUACUUCUUGUCUCGUGUUAGACAACUGCAAUACGAUGUUCCUGCUUACACUGACCUUAUGGUCAGCUCAGCUUCUAAUUUCGUGAAGGAAAUUUAUCAAUUAGGGGCACGAAGGAUUGGAGUAUUCAGUGCUCCAUCAAUUGGGUGUGUGCCAUUUCAGAGAACGGCGGCUGGAGGAAUAGAAAGAAAAUGCAUAGCAAAGUACAACGACGCAAUAGAGUUAUUUAACAGCAAAUUGUCAAAGGAGCUGGGUUCUCUUAACCAAAAUUUUCCCAAUAGCAGGAUUGUUUACAUGGAUGUUUUCAACCCUCUCCUUGAUAUCAUCGUAAACUACCAAAAAUAUGGCUAUAAAGUCGGAAAUAGAGGGUGCUGUGGCACGGGCACAGUAGAGGUAGUGUUCUUAUGCCAUUUGGUUCCCACGUGUCCAAAUGUUUCGGAGUAUGUGUUUUGGGACGGUUUUCAUCCUACAGAAAGCGUUUACAAAAAGCUCAUACCUCCUCUUCUUCGAAAAUAUCUAUACUAUUUCAUGGUACAACAGUGUAGGGACAUUGAGGAUGUCUGUAUCGUGAGCAAGGCUAAGAGAGCCAAAGUUGCGGAGGUUAAGGGAACUGAGUUUACUAGAGCAGAAUUAGAGAGUUCCCAAUACAACUCAAAAGCAAAGAACUUAAUAGUUAAUGCACUUGGUAAGGAUGAAUACUACCGAGUAUCUUCAUGUAAGACCGCACGUGAGAUGUGGCUUAUCUUAGAAACAACCCAUGAAGGUACUACUGAAGUAAAACGUUCUAGACAAAAUGUGUUAUCUAGAGAGUUUGAGAUCUUUGAGAUGUAUGAGCGCGAGUCUAUAUUUGACAUGCAAAAGUGUUUCAUGCAUAUAGUUACAUCACUGAAUGCUUUAAAUAUUUUUCAUGAUGAUGAACUGGAUUACGAGUUGGAGUUAAACAGAAGGGUUAACCGUGAGUUUAACAAGAAAAUUUCAAAGAGUAUAACUCUAAAAGUUUCUUCUUCCAAAUCCAAGCAAAGUAAGAAAAUUACCGAUACUUCUUCAAGUGAAUCAAGCACCGGUGAAGACGAUGAAAUGACAAUGUUCGUGAAAAAGUUUAACAUGUCGUUCACCAAGUUCUUCAACAAGAAGUUCAACAAAAGGAGAAGAAGGACCGACAACCCAAGUAGAAAAGAAAGCAACUCAAAAAAUGCUUGUUUUGAGUGUGGAAAGGAAGGUCACUUCCAAAAGGAUUGCCCGAACAAAAAGAAUAAAUAUGACAAUGGAAAGUUCAAGAAAGGUAAGAGCAAAAAGAAGAGAGCUUACAUGGCAUUUUCAGAUGACACUUCAAGUACUACAAGCUCUUCAUCAAGUGAACAAGCUAACAUUUGCUUCAUGACACAAAUUGAAAAAGAUCAAAUUGAGGUACAUUCUAGCCACUCUUCUAGUUCUGUGUGGGAUUCCGAUUAG
This is a messenger RNA of Gastrolobium bilobum, 2007 nucleotides long. Its product is annotated as GDSL esterase/lipase EXL3-like. The annotation marks the transcript as partial. Gene Ontology annotation, biological process: lipid metabolic process. The transcript is spliced from 9 exons. Lineage: Eukaryota; Viridiplantae; Streptophyta; Magnoliopsida; Fabales; Fabaceae. Gene Ontology annotation, cellular component: extracellular region. Gene Ontology annotation, molecular function: nucleic acid binding; zinc ion binding; lipase activity. The record is from RefSeq and is a predicted model, not a curated record.